AUGCUCGGAUAUCACAUCCGGAUUGCAUUCAAUAAGUCUCAAGCAUCUCACUCUCAGUCGGACAACGUAAUCGUACCCGAAUCGAUCUUCCAAACUCUACCGUCACACAGCAAGCUACCUCGUUCACAAGGGCGAGAGGAUACCUUCGAGAGCGGUACGGACUACAGGCUAGGUCCCAUCAGUAUUGACUGGAUGGACAUCGAUCAGUCAUCAGACGUUCAACAACGCAAGACGUCUGUGAGCGGGAAAGAGCGGCAACGACAGCCUACACGAGGUACCGCUACGGCAAGCUUCAUCGAACGCUCCCGUUCGAAGUGCGGAACCACCUACCUGCCGGAAGGCGUCGUACACGUGUACCGCGAUUCUGCUCCUCCACACACCGUUCGGGAUCAAGAAUUUCCCGCCUUACCAUCCAGCGCAAUCGGAAAUGCUGACGUUGACGGGGUCAUGCUUGGCGUUCUUGCUGUACCUUCGUGGAUGAACCCAUCAGACUUCCUGGCAUUCGUCGCGCCGGCCGCUGACGGGAUCACACACCUGAGGAUGAUAAGAGACUCAGCGCCGAACCGAUCUAUCACCGUCAUCAAGUUCCGAAAGGCGUCCGACGCGGCCGAGUUCGCGGAAGCGUACAAUGGGAAGGCUUUCAACUCGAUGGAGCCUGAAAUUUGCCACGUCGUUCAUGUGUCAUCAGUCAUCAUUGACCCCGAGGACUCGACAUCUGUGGCAAUCUCUCGACUAGCAGAAGGUUCCGCGUACGAGCUGCCGACAUGUCCUGUGUGCUUGGAGCGCAUGGACUCUGCCGUCACCGGCCUGGUGACGGUACCAUGUUCUCACACUUUCCAUUGUUCCUGUCUCAGCAAGUGGGGAGACAGCCGUUGCCCGGUGUGUCGAUACUCCCAGACUCUACUUUCGUCGCACCCGGUAUCAUCGACCUCGCGCCGGCCGGCACCGUUCACGCCUCCAUCAACUUCCACCUCCACCUGCUUCGACUGCGCGUCCACGACCAACCUCUGGAUUUGCCUGAUCUGCGGGAACAUCGGCUGCGGCCGGUACGGCCGCGCACACGCCCAGGCACACUACCAGCGGACGACGCACUUAUACGCGCUCGAGCUCGAGACGCAGCGCGUGUGGGACUACGCCGGGGACGGCUACGUGCACCGGCUGAUCCAGAACAAGGCCGACGGCAAGCUCGUCGAACUGCCCAGCGCGAGCAUGAGCGGCGCGGCGAUGCGCGACGGGUCGGCCAGUGGAGCAGGGCCAGGGCCCGCGGACGCCCUGAGCGCGGAGAAGAUUGAGGCGAUCGGGAUCGAGUACUCGUACCUGCUCACGUCCCAGCUUGACUCUCAGCGCGAGUAUUACGAGAGCCAGAAGUCGGCGCAGGUGCGGGAGAUGGCGGAUAUGCGGCGCGCGAUGGAGGAGCUGCGAGGCGACCUCGAUCGCCUUCGUACAAACUUCGCAGAUGAGGAGCGAAGGAGGAGGGAGGAAGAGGAGGAGCGGUUGGGCGCGAUCGAGCGCGAGAAGGAGCGUGCGGAGAGGAAGUUGGAUAAAGUAUCCGAGCUGGCCAGGAGGUUGGACAGGGAGCUGAAGGAGGAGAAGGCCGUCACGAGCGGAUUGAUGGGAAAUAUAUCUCGCUUGAAGGACCAACUACGCGACGCUGAGGAGGAGAAGGUGGCGCUGAAGGCACAGAUCACGGAGUUAGAAGAUCAACUAAGGGACGUGAUGUUCUUCCUGGACGCGAAGACGAAGAUCGAGGAGAGCGAGGGUAUUGGAGCAGAAAUGGCUGGGGGCAGCAUCGAACUGGCGCCGUCGACACCGAGCCGCUCCAACGCAAAGAAGAAGGGCAAGCAGAAGAAGUAA
Punctularia strigosozonata HHB-11173 SS5 is the source of this 1854-nucleotide messenger RNA. RefSeq names its product zf-UBP-domain-containing protein. Gene Ontology annotation, cellular component: cytoplasm. The transcript has 5 exons. Lineage: Eukaryota; Fungi; Basidiomycota; Agaricomycetes; Corticiales; Punctulariaceae. Bases 1 to 1854 code for a protein of 617 amino acids. Gene Ontology annotation, biological process: Ras protein signal transduction; protein ubiquitination. Gene Ontology annotation, molecular function: ubiquitin protein ligase activity; zinc ion binding. The record is from RefSeq and is a predicted model, not a curated record.